AAUCACAAAGAGGAUUGGAGCUUCACUCCGAGCGCUCCUUCCCUUCUCCUCCCUCUGUGACAGCCUCUUGGAGAGAGGGACACUGGAGGGGUGUGUUUGCAAUUUAAAUCAUUGGAUUUUUGCCCACCCUCUUUCCAAAUAAGAAGGCAGGAGCUGCUUGCUGAUGUGUAAAGGGUCUUCUGAGCUGCAGUGGCAAUUAGACCAGAAGAUCCUCGCUCCUGUCUCUAAAGAGGGGAGAGGGCAAGGAUGGUGGAGGCUUUCUGUGCUACCUGGAAGCUGACCGACAGUCAGAACUUUGAUGAGUACAUGAAGGCUCUAGGCGUGGGCUUUGCCACUAGGCAGGUGGGAAAUGUGACCAAACCAACAGUAAUUAUCAGUCAGGAAGGAGACAAAGUGGUCAUCAGGACUCUCAGCACAUUUAAGAACACGGAGAUUAGUUUCCACCUGGGAGAAGAGUUUGAUGAAACCACUGCAGAUGAUAGAAACUGUAAGUCUGUUGUUAGCCUGGAUGGAGACAAACUUGUUCAUGUACAGAAAUGGGAUGGCAAAGAAACAAAUUUUGUAAGAGAAAUUAAGGAUGGCAAGAUGGUUAUGGUAAGUAAUGACAAUUCUCCAUUCUUCCUUGUUUUUUACUCCUCUCCCCAUACCUCUCACCUCCUUCCCUCUUCCUUCCUCCCCCUUCCAUUCUUCCUCCUUCCUUCCUUCUUUAAUAAUACAUUACUGGCAAGGUUCUUUAACUAUAUAUAAAACAGGGGAAAUAAAAAGAUCCUAGUUAAUUGUCUUCUUCAGCUCAACAUUUUUGAUUGCAGAAAAAGAGAACAUUUCAUGUGUAGUUAAAAAAAUAAAAGUUGCCAUUGAUUUGCCUAAAACUGUGUCAAAAGAUUUUUUUGUAGGAUAACUAUGGAUGUCUCUCAAAUAAAAUUUAAAGCCCAUAAUCACUGAAAUAUAUAAAGAUAAUUGCUAUUAUAAGAGAAUCUCAGACAGAUGACUUUAUGGCUCCUGUAAUAAGAGAUCUGUAGCUUAUAUUUUAAUUUAUAAAGUUACAAAAGUUCAGUGCAGAUACUUUAGAAUAUAACAGAAAAGUAUAAAAAAUGUUAAAAUCUCAUCAGAGAUAACCUUUUUUUUUUUUUUUUUGAAAUGAGGUCUUGCUCUGUCACCCAGACUGGAGUGUAGGGGUGCAAUCUCGGCUCACUGCAACCUCCAUUUCAUGGGCUCCAGCAAUUCAACAACUUCAAUCUCCUGAGUAGCUGGGACUACAAGUGCAAGCCACCAACGCCAGGCUAUUUUUAAAAUAUUUUUAUAGAGACGGGGUUUCGCCAUGUUGCCCAAGCUGGUCUACAACUCUUGAGCUCAAAGUGAUGCUCCUGCUUCCUGCCUCGGCCUCCCAAAGUGCUGGAAUUACAGGCCUGCGCCAAGGCUCCUGACUCCCGUAGAGAACCAUUUUGUAGUUACUUCUUUCCAGUUUUUUCUUGAAUACAUAAAAUGCCUUUUAAACACAUCUAUUUAAUACUAGGUGGCCAUUAAAAAUAUUUUUUUCAAUCACCCUCUUCUAACUUACUAGGAAUUAUCUGUAAAAGAGGAUGUAUUAGUGUCCUAAGGCUGCCACAACAAAGUACCACAAACUUGGUGACUUAAAACAACAAAAGUGAAUUUUCUUAGUUCUGAAGUCUAGAUCCCUGAAAUCAAGGCGACCCUAGUGCCACUGUCCUUCUGCAGGUCCCCUCCCUUGCUUCUUCCUACUUCCUGGGUGGCUCCUGGCAAUCCUUGAGGUUGUUGGGCUUACAGUUGUAUCACUCUGAUCCAUUUCUGACUCCAUCUUUACAAGACUUUUUCCCUAUAUGUUUUUGUCCUAAAUUGAUCAAACAUAAAAUAAUUAACAAAUAAUUUCUCUAAUGAAGGAGUAGUAUCACAAACGAGAAGAAAUAUUAUGCCUUGACCAAGCCCUCCUCAGACACUUUUUGUGUGACCUGCAAGGGUAUAUUGAUGAUACUGACAUAGGUGGUUAGGCUCAUUCAAUUUUAGAGGAGGGUGUGAGAAUGCUUUACACGGUCCUUGUAAGAUGACAGCAGAGAAAGUUUUGUUGUUUAAGACUGGGGACUCAUGUUUCCUUCUCCAUUUGACUACUGCAAUGAGCACUGUUCUACACUGAGAUAUUCAUGCUUCUGUGGAGAUGGAGGUGGGGAGCAGAGGGACAGUUUUCCUUUCAUGUUAAAGGACAUUUGCUCACAUUCUUUGGCAACAAUCGACAAAAGAAAGGACUCAUUUCUAAAA
Messenger RNA from Mandrillus leucophaeus (drill), 2271 nucleotides. It is a transcript of the gene FABP7, whose product is annotated as fatty acid binding protein 7, brain. The record is from RefSeq and is a predicted model, not a curated record. Gene Ontology annotation, biological process: fatty acid transport. The coding region runs from base 247 to 747 and encodes 166 amino acids. Gene Ontology annotation, molecular function: fatty acid binding. Gene Ontology annotation, cellular component: nucleus; cytosol. NCBI's taxonomy places the organism in Eukaryota, Metazoa, Chordata, Mammalia, Primates, Cercopithecidae. The transcript has 3 exons.